AUGCCGUACCGCAGGCGUUUCUCCGUCAAAAUGCCGGAUUUCGAUGACGAUGUGACAGUCGUUGAUGUGUACGACUUGGCUUCAGAUAUUGGAAAGGAAUGUGAAAUAAUAAUUGAGAAGUACGGCCCUGAAGCCGUGACUGCACUUCUACCGAAAGUGAUAAAUGCUCUAGAACUCCUGGAAAACUUAGCAGUUCGAAACGAGAAAGAAAAUCGGGCAUUACACGAGUUGACCGCUAAGAUAUCCCAGUUAGAAAACGAUAAGAUCGAAAAAGCAGAAUACAGACAACGAUUUGAAAAGGAAAUAGAAGCAAUUGAAGAGCAAUGGAGAACAGAAUCAGCAGAACUAGUCACAGCUGUAGCAAGGUUACAAGAUGAAAACAAACGACUGAGAAGAACAGUUAACUCGCCUGCGGACGGCACAAGUGCGCCCCCUUCACCAGCGCGGGAACAUGAUCAAGAGGUGCUAUCACGGCUCAGCAGUACUGCCGAGAAACAGAGAGCUACUCUUCGCCAUCAGGAGCUGCAAUUGCAAGAGAAGCAGCAGCUGAUUGACAGUAGUUCACCAGAUAUUCGAGUGGAAGCUAAAAAGAUCGUUAUUUUGCUGUCUUAA
This is a messenger RNA of Pieris macdunnoughi, 612 nucleotides long. The record is from the annotation of a GenBank genome assembly. Lineage: Eukaryota; Metazoa; Arthropoda; Insecta; Lepidoptera; Pieridae.